UUGAGGCUCUAGGCGACGGCUGCACCUUCUCUUCCCCUCACUCCCAUUGAUGUUAUUUGUAUGUGCGCUUGAUUUCAGUAUAAUUUUGGUGCGGUUACAAAGAAAAUGACUUUGAAGAGUCGAUUGGAAUAUUUUCCAGGGUUUGGGUUUUGGUUGAUCCGAAUUUUUUGGGGAAAAAUUGAAAAAACAAAGGAACCCUAGUUUUUUCUACUAGGAGUAGUAUUUUUGUAGUGAUAGAAUUCCAAUUGCUGUCACAAUAACAAGAAAGUUUGUUCAUUCAUUCAUCAAAUCAGUGAUCCAAUUUUGAAUUUUGAGUGAGUUUGGAGUGAUGGAGACAACAAAUUUUGUACCACCACCAAUUGAUGAUGAAAGGAGUGCUGAGAAUAGAGGAAGUAUGUGUGAUUUGGACCAGAAACUUGAUCAACCCACGGAAGGUGGAAGGCUCAACAAUAUGUACAGAGAAAAGGUCUGAUUCCCCUCCAUCUUAUCUUUCUUGUUCUUUAUUAACCUCUGCAGAUUUACAUUUGACCAUUUGGAGAUACUUUGGAUCCAAUCGCUAGUCUAAGAAACGGAAGACAAAUUAGGUGGAGUUCCACCACUCAACCUAGAAAAUAACUCAGACCUGUGUGAAGAAUUAAUAAAACGUUACGGAAAAUCAGGAGCAAAACGACACAAACGUCUCUGCGCAUCAGCUUCAGCUAUGAGAAAAGUCCUCGAAAAAGAAGGUCAACGUCUAACUCCACUCUCUUAUUUCGCCGCUACUAUGUCUGCUAUACAGGACAGAAUCAAUUUCUUCUCCUCAUCAUCUUCAUCUAACACUAGAAAAUAUUUUUCUUCACCGACUGCACUUACUUCUUUUCUAUCAAUAUUACUUCCUUUCAUUCCUUCACAAUCGCUGCCCUCUGCAAAAGCGAAUGAUGCUGUUAGUGUUCUUGUUUCGUUGUUGAAAAUACCUGAAGUCGCACAAUCACAAGCUACGAUUCGUCCUGUGAUUAAAUCGUUAGGGUUUUUGAUUAAACUUUGUGAUUUGGAACAUUGGAAGUUUGCUCAGUCGGUUUUCGAGAUGAUUUUGGAGUUUUCGAUUGAUAAACGGCCGAAAGUAAGAAAAUGUGCACAAGUGCGUGUUGAGGAGAUUUAUAAGGCUGUUCAAUGUACAAAUGUUGUGAAAGAGGCGAGCGAGUUGUUUGGGUUGAUGUUUGAUAAGUACUUGCCAUUUGCAAUAACUAUAGCGCUGUGUGUGGCUGAAAUUACAGAGGAUUCAGAAAGGGCGGAGGAGUUGAAGUUGAUGGAGUCUGUACAUAUGCUAAGGGUGCUUAAGCGUAUUUUGCCAUAUCUGUCAAAGGAUGUUGUUUGGAAAGUCAUGUCCCAGAUACAUAAGAUCAUGGGUUCAAAGUGUUCACUGCUUACUAGACGUAUUUUUGCUGUUCUUGAAGCGAAGCCAUUUUGGAUAGGGAGGAGGAAAUUAUUGUUCCAGAGAGUGUUAUCUUUGCGCUUGGGAAGUAUGCAUCGACGAAAGAGAAUAAUAACCCGGUUGAUACAGUGUUGCGUGCAUGUGUUUUGUCAAAGAGGUGUAUUGACAAACUUCAUGUUGAUGCUGAUAAACGGAUCAUUUGGGUAGCAAAUCUGCAUUUAGUGUUUGGGCCUAUAGCUGAUGUUGUAUGUGCUGGGAUUAGUGUUUCUGGACAAGCUGCUGGUGUAUUAAAAGAAUUGGUAGAUCAAUAUAUUGGUGAUGACCUAAAGAUUUCUGUGUCUAAUAAAGUCAAGACUAUUUCAGUAUCUGAAUCUCUCAUGAAAGUACGAGAAUCUAGAGCGCUGAAACUGGUUUGUGAUGCCACUAAAAUAAUGCUGCUUACCAACUCUGAUGGAGCCCUUGAUAAGAAUAUCUUGUCAGUAAUAUCACAUAUGUUCCUCAAGCUCGGUCAGUUAUCGUACCUCUAUCUGAAAGAUGUUGUCCAUGAACUUGCGAAACUACCAAGGAUUGCAAACGGAGAUUUGACCGGGACAAAGUGCGUGUACCUUGAAGAGUGCUUCGGGUCUGCUGUCAUUGCUAUGGGAGCGGAGAAGAUCCUGACAUUACUACCUGUUGUUUCCUUUGAAAAAGAAGAGCUCACCAGUUUAAAUAUAUGGAUUCUGCCAAUUUUGAGGAAGUACGUUGUUGGAUCAUCACUGGGAUAUUAUAUGGAGCACAUUAUUCCCCUAUUGCAACCUCUCCAGCAAGCCUGUAAGACAGCUGCAGAGCUGCAGGCUGCCACCCGUGCAUUUUGGGACUUGCUACCUGCUUUCUGUUACUAUCCUACAGAUACUCACAUAAAAUUUGACUCUCUGGCCAAAAAGCUUUUACUUCUUAUGGAAGAGGACUCCAUGCAUGAAAAUGUAUGCUUAGCUCUGCAGCAACUUGUGAACCAAAAUAAAAGUAUCGUUGAAUCUACUCAAGGCAUAGAAGACUCCUUUAAACAUUCAACUACUUGCGCCAUUAAUGAGUCAACAACAGGAUCUCAAACGGUACCCUCUCACUACACCGUGAAAGUUGCAAAAAGAAACAUCAAGGCUUUGGCAUCAUGCUCUGUUGUUUUGCUUCAGGCUCUUACUGAUGUAUUUCCUAAUUCUCCGCUGGAGAAGCGCAAAUAUUUGAAGGAGACAAUUGGAUGCUUGGCAUCUAUAACUGAUAUCAUAGAAGUAAAAAAGUUUUCUAUUUCGUUAUUAGCAGGGGAAUUGGAGAAUCAAGGGGGAAACAGGAAGGUGGACGAGCAAGGAGCACAAAGGUGCGUGAUAAUGGAGUUUGCAUCAGCACUUGGUUUAGGAGCUAGUGAGGAUCUUGUUUAUAUAAUUCUCGACUGCAUUACACCUGCAUUGCUAGAUGAUGAAACUUACAGCAAAUUUUUUGAGGAGCAUACUUGCUUUUACUCAUCCAGAUUUGUCGAAAUGAUGAGUCACUUGCUUGGUCUCAAGUUAUCUGAUGUUAUCAUGGGUCUAAGAAGGCGCUUUGCAUGUUUGCACACUUUGGUUGUGUACUUAUUAAAGAGUGAUUCAGAAAUGAUAUGUGCUAAGUCUUUUAUAAUUCUCAAGGAAAUUAUACUUGCAUUGAAGGAUUCCGAGAAAGGCGCAAGAAAAGCAGCUUACAACGUGCUUUUGGAGAUAAGCUGCAGCUUGAAAAGUUUUUCCUCUCCAAAUCUUGAGUCACCUCAUAUGAAACUUCUUAAUAUGAUAUCACUCCAUCUUUCUGGUGCAAUUACUACUUCCACAAUCAGUGGAGCAGUUGCAGCUCUUUCACUGCUGAUAUACAACGAGAGCGACAUUUGUGCUUCCGCACCUGAAGUAGUCCCAUCUGUUUUAUCUUUGCUGAAAAGCAAAGCCAAGGAAGUCAUAAAAGCAGUCCUGGGCUUUUUGGAAGUUCUCGUGUUCUCUUUGCUGGCAAGCGACCUGCAAAAUCUUCUGCCUCAUAUUGUUUAGGGAAUCCUAAGGUCAUCUAUGUCGAGAAGUCAUUGCAGAAAAAAGGUUAGGGUCAUACUGGAAAUUCUUAUACGGAAAUGUGGUGCUUCAGCAGUUGAGGUAGAUGUUCCAGAAAAAUAUAUGGACUAUUUCAAGACCGUCAAGGAGCAAUAUUCGAGAAAGAAGAGCUCUGACAAAGGUGAGAGUCUGGACGUUUCCUCUACAACUGGGACGCGUAAGAGGACAUAUGGAGAGUUAUCUGUUGAAGGUGAUGAAACUAAAUCUGGGAAAUCUAAGAACGAGACACCAAGGAAAAGACGUAAAUUCAACACUUCCAACAGAAAUAACUUUGACAAAGCUUUUGGAAGGGGACACCAUUUUUUCCAGCAACCUUUGACCCCAAAGCAGGUCUGUUAGCAGGGCCAUGCCCAGAAAGCCAAAUCUGAUACGAAGUAUUUAGUUGAUGACCUUGGGGAUUUUGAUUGUUAACCAUAUCAAAAGCUUUUACUGUUUCUCUUUUGUAAUUCAGUUACACUAAUUACCUUCUUAUUGCUAGUAUAUAAAAAGGAAUAUGCAAGCACUAGUAUAUAAAAAGGACAAUAUCUUUAAAAACAAUGUCAUGGGAUGGGACCCAAAAGAAUUGGAUCAUGGUAGAAGAACAUUUGGGUCAUUAUUCAAAACUGCAACUGGUGGUUUUGCAGAUGGGUUUUUGGUGGCUUUAUUAUACAUGAUGAGUUGGCUGAGGCGGAGACAUCGGAGAGCUCAGCUGGAGAUGAAGGACCGGUUGAUCUUUCUUGUUGAACAGGCGGAUGAGAAACUUAGUCAGCUGUUGAACCCAAUUGUCCAAAUGAACUAGUUCUUAUCCUUGCCCAACAAAGUACGUGUGUCUGCUGACGCACACCGCCUGCCUGAUCCACACAAGCAGGAAAGAGUAUUCGACGCGGGGAAGUCCUACUUCUCCUCACUGUUGUGAUUAAGUUUGUUGUGCUAGAAGGCCGCUUCCCCAAAUUUGUCACUGCAACGGUGCAACCCUCAUUAUAACAAUCUAAUUCAUCACCUCCACAGAUCUUUAAUUUAAAGGAAGUUUUGAUGAAGAGAUUGGAUUUAAGGUUUUACGUUUUAUGGUCGAAAUCUGUACGAAUUGGAUCAUCAGUUCGUGGUAGAAGAAAAUUUGGGGUGUCAUUUUUCAAAACUGUAACUGGUGGUUUUGCAGCUGGGUUUUUGUUGGCUUUAUUGUACAUGACUUGGCAGAGGCCGCGAUGUCGGAGAGCUUAGAUUUGUAGGUUGCUGAUUACUUUGAUCCACGGAUGGCAUAGCCGCCGCGAAAGUAAUUCAGGUGCUAUGCUAUGAAUUUGAGCCGGUUUAUUGUUUAGACUUUAGACUUGAGUUUGCUGAGUAAAGAAUUUAUGGAUUCGUCAGCAAUGGGGCGAAGUGGAAUUGAGUGUUAUAUCACUUAGUGACACUGCAAUAUCUUUCCGACUGAGACAGUUGUUGUGUUUUAAAGACGGCUGCAUAAUUGUAGAAAUAUAUUCUCUUGAAUGUUAA
Papaver somniferum (opium poppy) is the source of this 4974-nucleotide messenger RNA. RefSeq names its product RRP12-like protein. The transcript has 3 exons. The record is from RefSeq and is a predicted model, not a curated record. Lineage: Eukaryota; Viridiplantae; Streptophyta; Magnoliopsida; Ranunculales; Papaveraceae. Bases 1789 to 3450 code for a protein of 553 amino acids.